This is a messenger RNA of Ostrea edulis (European flat oyster), 911 nucleotides long. RefSeq lists its product as uncharacterized. The record is from RefSeq and is a predicted model, not a curated record. Gene Ontology annotation, cellular component: mitochondrial small ribosomal subunit; ribosome. Gene Ontology annotation, biological process: mitochondrial translation. Bases 111 to 842 code for a protein of 243 amino acids. NCBI's taxonomy places the organism in Eukaryota, Metazoa, Mollusca, Bivalvia, Ostreida, Ostreidae. The transcript has 5 exons. Gene Ontology annotation, molecular function: structural constituent of ribosome; small ribosomal subunit rRNA binding.
AAACUGGUUCUCGAAUACUAGUUCCCACAAUACAUCCAGGACUCCGUCCGAAUAUUCACACAACUCACAAGUGAAGUGUUAAUAUUCAGAUUGCGAUAAAAUAAUUCAUAAUGAGGGUUCUUGUAGCAAAACUGGCCGAUCAGAUCUUGCUUUCAACAUAUAGAAAACUGUUCCCAGGAUCACACACAUUGUUGGUUUCCAGAACUGUGACGACCCGUUACUGGGACGGUGAAAAGUUUGUAGAAGUGGAGGCUUCAAGUGAUUUAGAUGCUUUGAAGUUAGUUUCCCAAAAAGACCAGAUCAAAGAAGAAUCUGAGAAAAUUUUGAGUAAGCUUGGAGAAGAUGACCCUAGAGUAAACCCAAGGGCAGCCUUACAAGGCGCCCCGAGAGGGCUCAAAUACAGAAAAAAAUACGUGCAGGCAUUGCAAAGUCAGGAGAAAAUUGAAGAGAGGUUUAGUAUCGAGAAAAUAGAAAAAAUUCUGAGUGAAAUGGUCAUCUCCCAGCAACAGAAUCAACAAUCAAAGGAGACGGAUGGUAUCAAUGAUGAGUUUUCACUCAUAAAGAAUGAGAGACCUCCUCAUCCAUAUGCACCCAAACAGCGCAAGUGUAUAAUCUGCGAAUAUGAUGUUCAUUUGGAUUACAAGAAUGUGCGAUUGCUGAGCCAGUUUGUGUCCCCUCACUCUGGGAUGAUCUACAACCGAGGGACUACAGGACUAUGUAUACCAAUGCAGAAACACAUAGCCAGUCUUAUUAACACGGCCAGAGCAUUUGGUUUCAUGCCUUUCCUCAACAAAAGAAUGGAAUUUAAGGAUGACCCUGAUAUAAGACCAAAAGACACUUAAAAUAAAUCACUAUCUUUGUUUACAAGUUUUUGUGAAGCACACGUGUUUAAUAAAUCAUUGCUCACUUUC